CUUCUCAGUCUCUCUCUCUAUAUUUCUAAACUGAUUAUUCAUCCAGCCUCUGACUCAGGGAGGGUGGGGACUCAGAGGCCUGCAGUACCAGUCACUUUUUUUCUCUCUCUCUCUCUCAGACAGUCUUUCAUUCACUCCCUCCCUCCCUGUCCCCAACUCUCUUCGGCUAACAGGCACUCCCGAGGACGGUUGUUAGUACAGACAAGCCGCUGCCCAAAAGAAAAGAAAAAAAAAAUCGGGGGAAUCGGGAGGGGCGACUGCAACAGGUUUGUCAAGAGGUUUUAAUUCUGUGAAGCCAAGUAAAGAAGGAAAAUGACAACUGAAGUGGGAACAUGGGUAGUCAAGUUUUAUGAGGACCUUAUGAAGCAUGCUGAUCCCCGGAUUAAUGCAUAUCCUAUGAUGCAAGGCCCUGGUCUUAUGACUGCCAUUCUAGUGGGCUAUGUCAUGUUUGUGCUGUAUCUUGGCCCACGUCUAAUGGCUAACAGGAAGCCCUUUGACCUUAAAGGGAUUAUGGUUGUCUAUAACUUUGCAAUGGUUGCUUUUUCUGCGUUUAUAGUCUAUGAGUUCCUUAUGUCUGGCUGGGCCACAGAUUAUACGUGGAGAUGUGAUCCUGUAGAUGUUUCAGACAGUCCUCAGGCUCUUAGGAUGGUUCGUGUUGCGUGGUUCUUCUUUUUCUCCAAAUUCAUUGAGCUGCUGGAUACUGUAUUUUUUGUACUCCGAAAAAAGAAUAGUCAGAUUACAUUCCUGCAUAUUUUCCAUCAUUCUGUAAUGCCUUGGACCUGGUGGUGGGGGGUCAAGUUUGGACCAGGUGGAAUGGGCUCCUUCCAUGCCAUGGUGAAUUCCAUUGUCCAUGUUAUCAUGUACUUCUAUUAUGGAUUGUCGGCUGCAGGACCUCAAUUCCAGAAAUAUCUCUGGUGGAAAAAAUACAUGACUGCUAUACAGCUUGUCCAGUUCGUGCUUGUCUCUCUUCAUGCCACCCAGUACUACUUUAUGGACAAAUGUGAUUACCAAAUUCCUCUGUUCGUUCAUCUGGUUUGGAUGUAUGGCACUUUCUUCUUUGUACUCUUCUCAAAUUUCUGGUACCAAGCAUACACUAAGGGGAAACGGCUACCCAAGACACAAGAAAAGGAUGGCAGACAAAAAGGUGUCAUCGCCAAUGGCAAACAUGUUGAAAAUGGGCACACCUAUUUGGAGAAUGGCACCACCCAGAAUGGAAAAAUAAAGGCAAAUUAACUGGAAAAGCAAAGUUUUCUUUCUAUUGAUUUUUUUUUUUUUUUAUAUAUAAACUAAGGAGAAAAGCUGGGCAGUUUUGAGUGUCACUUUCUUCUUUCACAAAGCAAUCCAUGACUACAGACUAUUUUGCAAGAGGAGAGAGUGGCGCCAGUUAUGUUUCCAAUACUAACACCGUAAAGAUCAAAGCUACCUGUAUUAAACACCUGUGGUGUUUUUUUCUUUCAGAAGAAACACUGAAUUGAUAUGACCUGUAUGUAUUGUAAAGUUGUAUUCACACAGAUAGAAGCCUCAACAUACAUUUUCAUUAAUGGUCAGAAUCCGAUGUAGCUGCAGUCAAAAGUACAGUUACUUGAACAGAAAAUUAAUUUGAUGUUGCUCACAACUCAACAAAAUUGUGAAGUUUAAAAGCAUUGCUGAUUAGUUGAUGCAGAACUUGUCCUGCACACUGAUACUAAGCAUUUUGUUGUGGAGCCACACCUCAGUUUUCUCUGCUAGCAGUACUUUUCUCUUAGUCCUAAUUACACCUAAUAUUAUUGAUCAUCCUCAUCUUGCAUUGAUAGCUGUAAAAUUGGUUUCACAGGCAGCUUUGCUGCCAAAUUUAAAAUGUUUAAAUGCCGUAUUGUUUGUGCCUCCAUCCCCCGUAACACCUCUUUAUUUCAGAGUUGUUCUGCUCUUAUGGAAGUUGCAGUCCAGCGUGACCGUUUCUAAAAGAGACAGCUUGAGGUGUUUGUGCUUUUUGUGAUAUAACUGUUUAAAGAAAGAAUAUAGUGUAACUGUGAAAUUCUUUCUUUUGAGGCUAAACAACUUAUGAGGACCUAUGACUGCUUUUCAUUUAAGUCAUUUAUACAAAAAUAAAUUAGAAAACUUCAUUAUGCCAUCCGCUGAUGUAGUAUGGCCUGUGCUGUGUCCAAGUACAGUGCAGAUGUCACACAUUGUUAAAUUUAAAGGUGUCUCAAGUCCUAACAGGCUGAUUGGUCCUCUGAAGAAACCACUUCUUUGUUUUUGAUCAGAAAGACUUUUUAUAUUUUCUGUCAGUUUACUUCAGUUAUGUGUGUGCCAUCCAUUUAUAUUUAUGUGCACUUUAUGCAUGACACUGCAUAAAUUGAACCAAACCCCCAAUCAAACCGCUGCCCAUGUUAAGGUGCCUUAGCUAUUUAAUUAUUAUAAAGAAGAAAGCCAAAGAAAAUAAAACAUUUUUAAAGAAGAG
Molecule: messenger RNA, 2440 nt
Organism: Erpetoichthys calabaricus (reedfish)
Lineage: Eukaryota; Metazoa; Chordata; Cladistia; Polypteriformes; Polypteridae
Gene: elovl1a
Product: ELOVL fatty acid elongase 1a
Exons: 8
Coding region: 313-1233 (306 amino acids)
Biological process (GO): sphingolipid biosynthetic process; fatty acid elongation, polyunsaturated fatty acid; fatty acid elongation, saturated fatty acid
Cellular component (GO): endoplasmic reticulum; endoplasmic reticulum membrane
Molecular function (GO): fatty acid elongase activity
Source: RefSeq, a predicted model, not a curated record